GUGCCCGGGGGCACUGGGAGCUGUAGUGCAGAGUUCACUGGGGCGUGGUGGGAGCUGUGACCCGCUGUACUGGCUCGGCCGUGGCGGCAUGGGGGGGAUGCUGGCACUGCCCCGGGGGAAGGGACCUCACCACGUGGGCUGCACGGAUGUCAUGGUGGGCCACACGCGGCAGGGCCUCUUCCUCCGCCUCUUCUACCCCUGCCUGCUCCAGGCAGGGGCCACGGAGCCGCUCUGGAUCCCACGCUCCGAGUACUGCGCCGGGCUGGCCGACUUCACCCUCCGGUGCCGCUGGUGCUCAGCCCUGCUCAGCAUCACCAUCGGCUCCUGCAGAGUUCCAGUGAGCUGGAAUGGGCCUUUCAAACCCUGCAGCAGUGGGUACCCCCUGAUCAUCUUCUCCCACGGCCUGAGAGCCUUUCGGACCCUGUACUCCUCUGUCUGCACAGAACUGGCGUCCUGGGGCUUUGUGGUGGCAGCACUGGAGCACAGGGACCACUCUGCUGCCACCACCUAUUUCUGCACUGCAGAGGCUGGGAGAGAGGAGUGGAUCCCCUUCCAACAGGUGCCCCAGGGGCAGAAGGAGUUUUAUUUCAGAAACAAGCAGGUUCAUCAGAGAGCAGAGGAGUGUGUGCGAGCGCUCCGGCUCUUCAAGGACAUCGCCAGCGGAAAAUCCGUCCUGAACAUCCUUCACCAGGACUUGGAUCUCUCCGUGCUCAAGGUACCUGGGUCUGUUGAUCUGACCAAAGUGGCCGUCAUGGGGCAUUCCUUUGGUGGGGUGACAGCGGUGCUGGCCUUGGUGAAAGAGCCCAGCUUCAGGUGUGCGGUGGCUCUCGACGCCUGGAUGUUCCCCCUGGAGAACGUGCUGUACCCAGAGGUGUCCAAGCCCGUGCUCUUCAUCAACACCGAGAAGUUCCAGACUCCAGAAAGCGUUGCCAAAAUGAAGAGGUUGAGCUCCAGGAACAGCCAGACGAAGAUUAUCACCGUCCUGGGAACCGUGCACGAGAGCCAGACUGACUUUGCCUUUCUCCCCGGGAAGCUCAUCAGCCGCAUCUUCGGCGCGAGGGGGACCCUCGACCCCAGCAAGGCUCUGGCCAUCACCAGCCGGGCAGCUCUGGCCUUCCUGCAGAGGCACCUCAACCUGGAAGAGGAGUUUGAUCAGUGGGAUGACCUCCUGGAAGGCGUGGGAGACUCGGUUGUUCCAGAAGCACCGUUCUGCCAGUCCAACCUGUAGCUGCUCCGAGGUCGGAGCUCGCUCCUUCUCACCCAGAACGAUCCGUGCAGGAGCCAGGAAGGGCAGGAGGGCCCAUGGAGAGAGCAGGAGCUGGGGACUGUGCUCACAGGACGUCAUGGAACAUGCCAGGGGAGCCCUCCCUGCUCGUGUGCCUGCAGUGAGGGCUGUGGGGCAAAGGGAAUAAAAUCCACAGGGGUAAAGAC
This is a messenger RNA of Lepidothrix coronata (blue-crowned manakin), 1431 nucleotides long. RefSeq names its product platelet activating factor acetylhydrolase 2 (gene PAFAH2). The transcript has 11 exons. Gene Ontology annotation, molecular function: 1-alkyl-2-acetylglycerophosphocholine esterase activity. The record is from RefSeq and is a predicted model, not a curated record. NCBI's taxonomy places the organism in Eukaryota, Metazoa, Chordata, Aves, Passeriformes, Pipridae. Bases 89 to 1228 code for a protein of 379 amino acids.